Salvelinus fontinalis (brook trout) is the source of this 2097-nucleotide messenger RNA. RefSeq names its product mannose-1-phosphate guanyltransferase alpha-A-like. The transcript is spliced from 13 exons. Bases 101 to 1390 code for a protein of 429 amino acids. NCBI's taxonomy places the organism in Eukaryota, Metazoa, Chordata, Actinopteri, Salmoniformes, Salmonidae. The record is from RefSeq and is a predicted model, not a curated record. Gene Ontology annotation, biological process: biosynthetic process. Gene Ontology annotation, cellular component: cytoplasm. Gene Ontology annotation, molecular function: transferase activity.
GAUGACGUAAUAAGCAAAAACAAACAGGAAGAAGACAAGAAAGUCAGGAUUUGAUCCAGAUUACUAGUAGACAGCUAACAUUACCUACAACAAAUUCAAGAUGCUGAAAUCUGUGAUUCUCAUUGGAGGCCCACAGAAAGGUACACGGUUUCGACCAUUGUCCUUUGAGGUCCCGAAACCCUUGUUUCCAGUGGCUGGUGUGCCCAUGCUUCAGCAUCACGUUGAAGAAUGUGCCAAGGUGCCAAAUAUGAAGGAGAUUUUGCUAAUUGGCUUUUACCAGCCAAAUGAAGAACUUACCAGAUUCAUGUGUAGCGCACAGCAGGAAUUCAAAAUCUCAAUCAGGUAUUUGCAGGAGUAUGCUGCUUUGGGCACUGGAGGUGGCAUCUACCAUUUCAGAGAUCAGAUUCUAUCUGGUGGCCCUGAGGCAUUCUUCAUUAUGAAUGCUGACGUGUGCUCUGAGUUUCCUCUACCAGAGAUGCUCAACUUCCAGAAAGAACACGGAGAGCCUAGCAGUUUCGUCAUCCUGGGGACAACUGCAAACAGAAAGCAGUCCAUGAACUAUGGCUGUAUUGUGGAAAACCAGCAAACGAAUGAGGUUUUACAUUAUGUGGAGAAGCCUAGCACUUUUGUGAGUGACAUCAUCAACUGUGGAAUCUACCUGUUUACCCCGGAGAUCUUCCAACACAUUGGGGCAGUCUUCCAGAAGAACCAGCAGGACAUGCUGUUAUAUCCAUACGAGGGAGACGAGCAGACCAAUGGCAACGGCUGGCAUCGGGCUGAGGCCAUUCGGUUAGAACAGGACAUCUUCACAGCCCUGGCUGGGCAGGGCAAGCUCUAUGUCUACAAAACACCUGCCAUCUGGAGCCAAAUCAAAUCUGCAGGGUCUGCAAUAUACGCCAGUCGCUUGUACCUCAACCAGUACCAUAAAACCCACCCUGAAAGACUGGCUACAAACAAGGAAGGGGGGCCUAGAAUAAGUGGAAAUGUUUACAUUCACCCAACAGCCAAUAUUGACCCUACUGCGGUGUUGGGUCCCAACGUCUCCAUAGGCACAGGUGUGACCAUCGGGGCUGGGGUGCGAGUGAGGGAGUCCAUCAUUCUCCAUGGGGCUACUCUACAGGAUCACAGUUGUGUGUUGAACUGUAUAGUGGGAUGGGACAGCACUAUUGGCAAGUGGGCCAGAGUUGAAGGAACUCCCAGUGACCCCAAUCCAAAUGACCCCUUUGCCAAAAUAGAUAGUGAAACACUCUUCAGAGAUGGAAAACUCACGCCAUCAAUCACCAUUCUUGGUUGUAAUGUAACUAUCCCGGCCGAGGUAAUCAUUCUCAACUCAAUUGUUCUGCCAUACAAAGACCUCAACCGGAGCUUCAAAAACCAAAUUAUAUUGUAGUUAAUUUUCUGUGUGCUCUGUUCAUUUAGUGUCAAACCAAAUGAAGGAUUUUAGCUUGAAAAACAAUGCCACUUCCUCUGGGUUAUUGUACAUAAGAUAAAUAUCUAAAAAGGAGAUGACACUUGUUUAGGUGUUUGGAAAGUUCUAGAUUUGAUAUUGUGUGUUUUUUUGCCUUUAUGCAUUAGCUGACGUUACCAUAAUUUGAGAUGCUUUGGGAGGCUGAUGAGCGUUGGUUGGUUUGAUUACUUCGACACGUCUGAAUGUCAUCCCACCACUUUUAUGAAACGUACAUUUCAUAAAAUGUAUUUUAACUGUUACAUUUCUGCACUAGUCCUAUAAUGAGCUCUGUAUGAUGGAUUGACUACCAUGUAAGGGGAAUUGUAAAAUAAUGGUCAUAUUUUGUCAUGGGGUUACUGGCAAUACUUUCUUUAGGUGGUGGUGCUAACCUUUUGUUACUCAGAAAUUGCAUCCUGAAAAUGUAAACUAAUCUGCUGCAGACUUUUAUAAGAUUGCAAAAUUGAAGGAAUUGGUUACAAACUGUUUAAUUAUGAGGGGUAAUUUGGGGGCCUUUUAACAUGAGUGUUUUGAUUUAAAACGUGACCGUUUUAAUUGCAAGAGUUAUUCUGACAUUCUUCUCUGAAAUACAUUGUUGUCCGUCUCAUGUUUCUUUUGAUUAAAGGGGCAAUCUGCAAAAGUCCCAAAAUGGA